AACCCAGACCCAGAGUGAGACCCGUUAGGGUUUUGUUAAAAGAAGGUGUCCAGAAUUGAAUCAGUCUUCAUCUAGGGUUUCCUUCUCCCGUUCCCGUUCUCGAAUGGAGGGUGGUGCCCUCAUCAAGCAGCUAGCAUGCUGCAACAAGGCCACACGCGAGAAAUCCCUCCGCCUCGUCCUCAAAUCGUGGCUCCCCUUGCAGGCGGAGCCCCUCCCCGAGGACGACGCCAAGAAGCUCUGGAAGGGCCUCUUCUACUGCAUGUGGCACUCCGACAAGCCCCUCGCCCAGCACGACCUCGUCGACCGCCUCUCCUCCCUCCUCCUCUCCCUCCACCGCCCCCUCUCCCUUCAGUACUUCUCCACCUUCCUCCUCACCAUGCGCCGCGAAUGGUCCGGUAUCGACGCCCUCCGCCUCGACAAGUUCUACCUCCUCAUCCGCACCUUCCUCGCUAAGUUCUUCUCCCUCCUCAAAACCCACUCCUGGGACCCACACCUUCUCCACCUUCUCGACCAGGGGACUUUCUCCUCCCACGAUAUUAACACCCACGGCAACGGCGUUAAUUACCACAUUGCCACCGUCUUUCUCGAGGAGCUUCGCGCUUUUCUCCCGCUCAACACUCAGGUUCUCCACCUGCUUUUUAAGCCCUUUUUAUCUGCCAUGGGGAGGGUCAAUGAUAAGGUUUUGUUGGCCAAGAUCAAGUCUGGGGUGUUUGAUCUUUUGCUUAAGAUGGGGAGGAGGUUGUUGGAGCUUAGGAAGGCUGGGGAAGAGGUUGAUUCGCGUGAUGAUGUUCUUCUUCUUGGGACGGUUGCGUUGGUCAUGGGGUUUUCUGGGAGGUUGUAUGAGGUGGCGUCUUCUGCUGAGUGUGUUCAGGGGAAUAGGAAGGUGCUGUUUGCGUUGCAUUCCGAGUUUUUGAAGCUUGAGAAGGAUGUGGCGAAGUCCGGGUUUGAUUUCGCGGUUCCUGAUGUUGUUGAUGAUGAGGAAGUGCCGGACUUGGUUCCGUUGGGGCCUGCCGAGGUUGAUGGUAAUGGCGAGUUGUUGAAGAAGUGCGAGAAGGAUGUUAACGGUUCUGUUGAUGGUGGCAGCAAAAGUAAGAAGAAGAAGAAGAAGAACAAGGGUGAUGUGUCGAGGGAUUCGAAUGACAAGGAAAAUGUAGCUAGUGAGAAUGGUGCGAAUUUGAAUGAUGAAGGUGCGGCGGUGUUGUUGGAUGAAACUGUGAUUGCGAAUCUCCAGAGGCAAUUUGAGAAGGUUGCCGAGGAGGGGGGUGUGAAUGAUGGAAUUGCGAGUGCGUGUGAAUCGCCAUCUGAUACAGGAAAUGUGUCUAAGAAGAGGAAGAGGACGAAGAGUUUGAAAGGGAAGGCGUCUCAGGAUUCUGCUGAUUUGGAUGGUGAGGAGAGUGCAGUGGCAAUGAGUGGGGAGAAGAGUGCAAAGAAGGUAAGAUUUUCGAUGAAAAAUAACUUGGUGUGGAAGCCACAUAGUCCUUUACCUCCUCAGAGUUUGAGAUUGCCUCCCUCUGCAACGCCCAGAGGAAGUGCACUGAAAAAGGGUGUGCCUCCGGGUCCCAUCAGGGAGAUGCCUCUUCCUACCAAAAAGCCAAAACUGAAGAAGGCCAGGAAGGCAAUUAAGGGUGUUUCUCCUUCUGUCAAACGCCUGAAGAAAUUAAAAUCUCGUGCUGCAUGAAUGAUUUGAUUUCUUGCACUUGUUAUGGGGUUGUGUUUCCAUGACUUGUUUGUGACACAGUUUUACUUUUUUAGUUAUUGUUGUGAUUUUUUUCAAACUUUAUUGUGAUAAUUCAUCUUUUCACCAAUUGAAAAGCAAAUUGACUUGUAGUUUAAGGGACUAUGUCCAUGCCUUCUUCUUGCUAUCACGUGGUAGAAUAACUUUUAAAUUCUUGA
Cajanus cajan (pigeon pea) is the source of this 1893-nucleotide messenger RNA. Its product is annotated as ribosomal RNA processing-like protein. The record is from RefSeq and is a predicted model, not a curated record. Gene Ontology annotation, cellular component: preribosome, small subunit precursor; nucleus. Gene Ontology annotation, biological process: rRNA processing. Lineage: Eukaryota; Viridiplantae; Streptophyta; Magnoliopsida; Fabales; Fabaceae.